Molecule: messenger RNA, 1604 nt
Organism: Rhododendron vialii
Lineage: Eukaryota; Viridiplantae; Streptophyta; Magnoliopsida; Ericales; Ericaceae
Product: AAA-ATPase At2g18193-like
Exons: 2
Coding region: 62-1471 (469 amino acids)
Molecular function (GO): ATP hydrolysis activity; ATP binding
Source: RefSeq, a predicted model, not a curated record
CGUAAAAACACACAGCAGAGCCCGUCCCCCGAAAUUCGAAAAAUCAAAGCUAAAAUCAACAAUGGAUCGUUCCAUAAGUUCUACUAUGAACGGUGACUCAAAUUUCCCGUUCGCAACGUCAACUAUGUUCGUCGCUAUAGCCACAUUCGCGGGCACGAUGAAGCUGAUCAGGUCGAUGACCGACGACAUGUUACAAAACCCGGCGCGAUCCCUCCUCGAAUCGGCCCUCCACUACUUCAUCACGCCGACCUGGAACCGGAUCACACCGACCUGGAACCAGAUCACGAUCGUAGUGAACGAGCUUCACGACGACACGAGCCGCAACCAAAUGUAUGAUGCCGCCGAGGUGUACCUGCGCACCAAGAUCAAUCCCUGUAAGCGCUUCAAAGUGGGCCCCUGCACCAGGCGCUUAAAAGUGGGUAAGACUCCCCAUCAGAGUAGUCUCAACGUCAAGGUCGAGAAGGGCCAGGAAAUACUCGACAAGUUCGAAGAUAUGGAGCUCAAGUGGAGAUCUCCCGAGCCCCAAGACCGAAACGUCACCUCGUCCGGGCACGAAGAAAACCGAUACUUCGAGCUCAGCUUCAAUACGAAGUUCAAAGUCGACAGAGUUCUGAACGAGUAUUUGCCUUAUGUUUUGGCCAAAGCCAAGGAGGCGGAGGGGGUUAAGCUCUACACCCGAAACUGUUCAUUUGGCAACAACAAAAGCGGUUGUGGUGGAGGAGGAGGAGGAAGAGGAGCGGGUUGGGGUUCAAUCAAUCUCGAUCAUCCGGCCACGUUCGAGACAUUGGAGAUUGACCCCAAGUUGAAGGAUGCCAUAAUUGACGACUUGAAGGGAUUUUUGGCGGGUAAGGAGUUGGUAGGCAAGGCUCGAAAGAGAUGUUACUGGUUGUAUGGCCCUCCUGGUACCGGUAAAUCCAGCUUGAUCGCCGCCAUGGCCGACUAUCUCAAAUUCGAUGUCUACGAUUUGGAGCUAACGAGUUUGUCCUCCAACUCGGAACUCAGGAGUUCACUCAUGUCCACCACCAACCAAUCCAUCAUUGUAAUCAGAGAUGUCGAUUGCUGUGUGGGGAUGCAAGAUCGGCUUAAGGGGACUGAGGUAUCGCUAUCAUGUUUGUUGAGCUUCAUAGAUGGUUUGUGGUUGAGCUGUGGUAAUGAGCGGAUCAUCGUUUUUACCACCAACAAUUACAGGCUUGACCCUGCUCUAUCGUACCAUGAUCUCAUGGACAUGCACAUAUACAUGUCCUAUUUUUCCAGUGAAGCUAAAGUUGCAGAAGAACUUAGGAAGAGAAAGAAUGCCGAUAUUGCUCUUAGUGGAGUGGUCAAUUUACUCAAACGCAAGAAGAUGGAAGCCCAUGAGAUUGAGCAAGACAGAACCAUUGAACUUCAGGUAGUGCAGAAAAAAAAUGAACUUAAAGUGCACAAAGUAAAAAGGUUGAAAUUAAAACAAAUGCGAUCACAAGGAAGUCGGUGAAAAACAAGAGGAAAGGUCGUUCAUUAGAGGAGAAAAGUGUCAAGUCACUCAAGUAAAGCUCUAGAAGGCGUGUCAACCUAGUUGGGAUAUUUACUUCAAGUUGUAAUGCCGGUUAUCUUGUCCCUUUAGUCUU